Messenger RNA from Stylophora pistillata, 3286 nucleotides. RefSeq lists its product as uncharacterized. Lineage: Eukaryota; Metazoa; Cnidaria; Anthozoa; Scleractinia; Pocilloporidae. The record is from RefSeq and is a predicted model, not a curated record. Gene Ontology annotation, molecular function: ATP binding; protein kinase activity. Gene Ontology annotation, biological process: protein phosphorylation; necroptotic signaling pathway.
GAAGAAGUAUAAGAAAUUACCAGGAAAAUAGUGUAGUCAUUCGGUUUGAUUGUUUAGUUAUAUCAACUGGGCAAAAGAUCAAUCUUAGAGGCAAAAGGCACUUAUUUCUUCAAACAAUACUUGAAACAGUCCAUUAGUUGAAAAGCUCUGAAGAUCUGUCAGGUGGACAAGGGAGUUGAUGACAAGUCUGAUCACAUUUUACAGAUCAUAGAUGCAUUUCUGGAAGAUAGAUACGAUGAUGUUUUACCACGUAAUAUCCAUCUGGUGAACUAAACGUAGAACCCUAAUGGACGAAAAAGAUACACAGGUAAACUGUGCUGGUAUCGGCGCUGGAAUAAAUGAGUCUUAGGGAAAUAUGGCGGGAAAGACAAAGGAAGAUGAGCGGUCAGUGCAUUUGAGGAGCCUUAGUGAGAAAAGAGAGGAAACAUUACAAAAUCAAACUACUAGAAUUGAUGCAACACUCGAAGACGUAGUGUCUUCGCGCGACAACAGCGUAAAGGAGUUAAACGAAACGAAAGAAACUAUGGAGGGACUGAAAAAAAAAUUAUUUCAAGAAAAACUUGCGGGGAAGCGAUAUGAACGCGAAUUAAGGGUCGUGAGGUAUGCAUGCAACGAGGUCGAAGGGAAGCUGAAAGAACUUCUGACACAGAUGCUUAAUCACAAAACACGUCUGGUUGGUGUGGAUCUAAAAGCCAAGCAGUCGACCAGGUACCAGGUUUAGAUGUCUUGGAGAUGCUAAAACAGGAGAAACUUACAAAACUGGAAGCGGAAUUAGAGCAUGUUAAGGCUGCCUAUAGCGAGCUGAAGGAACAAUCGAAAAACGAAGUUACACUCGCGCAACAGAUACUGAACAGGAGGAUAAAGGAAAAAGAGGCAAUCCUUAGUAACUUACAAGAAACAAUGAUUAAUCAGGAGCAUACUAUAACUGUAUUGGAGGAACAGUUACGCAAAGCCAAGGACUCUUACAACGAGCUAGGCGAACGUUUGGGACAAGAAAUCAAAGAAAUCAAGCAAAGAGAGAAUAAUGAAUUUGCUUUACGCUGCUUUAGAGAGCAAGAAUUAAAGGAAAAAGAGGCGCUUCUAAACGAACUAGAGGAGAAGCUACGAGCAGAGAAGGAAUCUCGGGAAAGGAGAGAGGAGGAAUUAGCUUCUAGGAGCGGGACUGAGCAAAGCUUGCGACAUGAAAUUUCGGAGAUGCAAAAUGACCUUGUUCAGUUUCAAGAAAAAUUAGAAAACGAAACUUGUCGAAGGAGGACUGUGGAGCACCGGUUAGAGGAAAAUGUUUCCACUGUUCGCGAACUACAGACAACAUUACGUCAUGAGCAGAAAAUCAAAAGAAGAGUGGAAGAAGAGUUGAACCAUGCGCGGGAGAAGGAGAGAUUAUUCGAAAUAGAAAAACGUUGGCGACAGACUCAAGAGAUACAGCUGAACGAGAAGAUCAUAAUGUUAGCUCAAGCGCAGGAAACAAUUUCCCUGAUGACAGAUGAAUUGAAUGAGGUCAGGCGUUCCACCAACGAAGAUGUUGAGCGACUGCAACGCCAACUUAAUCAAGAAAUUAGCCUGAGAAACAGAAAAGAGCAGGAAUUAGGUGUUUUGGAACAGCAUCUCGAAGAAAAUGAAAACGCGUUAAGUGAGCAACGACGUCUUCUGGGAGAGGAGCGUCAACAACGGGCAACCUCGGAGGAAAGUCUUCGAACAGUACAACGUGAAAUGGUGGAUUACCGGCAUAGGCAGGAGGCCAGAGAGAGAGAACUACAAUCACAUUUAUCUGCAGCCCACAAAUCUUUAGCUGAGUACCAGCCACGUGACUGGAUCAUCAGACGAGAGGAAGUCGUUGUGAGUGGAACGAGUUUAGGCAGAGGAGCUUGGGGCAGAGUACAUAAAGGGUCUUUCCGAUGUUGCCCAGUUGCUGUAAAAGAAAUUCAUGAAGUGAUUAUUUCUGAUUAUAAUCGCGAACUUUUCGAACGGGAGAUGACCUUCGCAUCUCGGAGUCGCCAUCCAAAUCUUUUACAGUUUAUUGCCUCAACAAUCGAUGAUGGAAGUCCAUUAUUCGUCACAGAAUUACUCGAUACUUCUCUACGGGACUUGUUAUCACAACAAGUGUUAGUUGACAUUGAAAUUUAUAACCUUGCCAUCGACACUGCAAGAGGUUUAAAUUACCUUCACCUUAAUGAGCCGCUUCCCAUUGUUCAUCGGGACAUCAGCAGCGCCAACGUGUUGCUUUACAGACGUGGGGAAAGUUGGAGUGCCAAGCUCUCGGAUUAUGGAUCAGCCAAUUUUGUGCGUCAGCUUAUGACAGUGAACCCAGGUGCAUCAAUUUACGCUGCACCUGAAGCUAGCACGUCCAAUUCAACAACAAAGGUGGACGUUUACAGUUAUGGUGUGUUAUUAUGCGAGAUGUGCACCAGAGAAUUGCCAAAUCCCGAGCGUCGCGAAAAUCAAAUCAGGCAGGUAGCCGGCACUUCCCUGAGAAGGCUGAUAACCAGAUGUACGAUGACAGAUGCGGAUCAACGUCCAGCUAUGAGUGAUAUUUUAAGUGAAUUAGAGAGAUUAAGAGAGAACCCAGGUGUCAUUUCCAUGGUGAGAAAUUUUCUCAUAAUGUAAAGAAAAAAGAGUUUGCCUUGGAUGGUUUCAACUCUGUGAGUCUAGAAACAAUGUUGAAGGUUGGACUUUACCAGAAUAUCGAGCAUGUAUCUCAUGCAAUUAACUUUUCCGCAAAGAACAGUCUCCCACUGAAUUCAUUACUUGGACGCUGGUGCUGAUUACAAUCUUAAUAGAUCUGGUAAACAUCAUUGCUUUGUAACUUUGAUUUUGAUUUUGGUAUGUAAUUAUAAUUUAGAAUGCGUUCUGAUCGAAUCGUAUUGCUUCUUCUUCCCAAGAGAUCCACCCGUAACUCUGGAGAGCGGACUGUAUCAACUAAGAGGAUGUUCAGUAAUAAACACGAAUGUACCAGUAAAUGGCUGGCUCGAAAUAUUUGUUUAAAGCAAGGUUUGCGAAGUAUCCUUGCAAUAAGUUCUAAUCGGUAAAAUUAUUGACAGUGAUUGGUUCAAUGAUCUAAUUGAUAACAAAUGUUUUCGUCGCGAAUAUUUCUAUUUGUUUCUGAAUCGAUUUAUUUGUGUCACCUAAACCCAUCAUUUUUCCAAUUGGCUCGGUUCUAAGAGCAGACCUAUGUAAAGUAAAUUGUCAGAAUAACAACACUCGAUGAGUAACCUGUCUCAUGAUGGCACUGCAACAAAUCGUCGUAGAAAUGGUGGAACAUGUUUGAAUUCCUUUUUUUAAUGUCAAU